AUGUUCCCUAAUAUAGCCCAUUACUAUAAAGGGCUUCUCCAGUUACUGCUGCAUUUCAGCUGGAAAUGGAUUGGUGUCAUUUAUCUGGAUGUUGAAAGCUCAGAGACAUUUGUACACAAGAUGCUUCCCAUAUUUUCCCAAAGUGGCAUCUGUUUUGACUUUGUACAAACACUAUUACAUAUACCUCUUUCCAGUGGCAUCCAGGACUCUACGGCAGCAGUGACUGAAACAAUCAGACUUGUCAUAAGAAGCACAGCCAAUGCAGUGGUCAUUCAUGGUGAAAUGCAGACCAUUAUGCAUUUGAGAAUUUUGUUCCAGCUUUUAGAAUCUGAAGGUAGACCACUGAAUACCACCAGUAAAGUCUGGAUUAUGACAGCAGAGAUGGAUUUCACAUCACUUAAUUUGCAAAGAAGUUGGGACAUAGACUUCAUCCAUGGUGCUGUCUCUUUCACGGUACACUCAGAGGAGGUGUUAGAAUUCCAUAAAUUUCUUCAGAGGAGAAACCAUACAUCAGAAAAAGGAGAUGUCUUCAUCAGAGCCUUCUGGCAACAGGCCUUUAAUUGUUCGUUCCGCAGCUCCGAGAAGCAGGUGGGGAAUAUCUGCACUGGAGAGGAGAAGCUGGAGACUCUUCCCAAGUCUGUUUUUGAAAUGAAAAUGUCUGGCCACAGUUAUAGUGUCUACAAUGCUGUUUAUGCUAUAGCUCAUGCUCUGAAAGCCAUGAGCUCUUCUAUGCCCAAGCAGAGAAGUACAAUAUGUGGAGGGAGAUGGACACUUCUGAAUUAUCAGCCUUGGCAGCUCCCUCACUUGCUGAGACAUUUAUCAUUUAACACAAGUGUUGGGGAAAAGAUAUCCUUUGGCCAAAAUGGGGAAAUAGUGGGUGGAUUUGAUAUUAUCAACUGGGUCACAUUUGCAAAUCGGUCCUUUUUAAGAGUCAAAGUUGGAAGGAUAGACCCACAGGCUCCUGAAGACAAAGUGUUCACCAUUCAUGAGGACAGCAUUGUCUGGCCCAAGAGGUUUAACCAGGCACAACCUCUUUCUGUGUGUAAUGACAAUUGCCUUCCGGGUUAUAGAAAAACUGAGAAGGAAGGGAAGCCAUUUUGCUGCUAUGAUUGCCUUCCAUGUCCAAAAGGGAAGAUUUCAAAUCAGGAAGACAUGGACAACUGCUUUCAGUGCCCUCAAGAUCAGUAUCCAAACAAGGACCAAGACCUCUGCAUUCCAAAGGACAUAAACUUCCUAUCUUACAGAGAACCUUUGGGGAGCAGUUUGAUCAUAUUUGCUCUUUCCCUUUCUUUCAUCACAGCUUUGGUGCUAGGAGCCUUUCUGAAGAACCACAACACACCCAUCAUCAAAGCCAACAACAGGAGUCUCUCCUAUACUCUUCUUAUCUCCCUGUUGCUCUCCUUUCUCUGUACUUUGCUCUUCAUUGGCCAGCCCACAAAAGUGACAUGUCUUCUUCGACAAACUGCCUUUGGCAUCAUCUUCUCUGUGGCCGUAUCUUGCGUGUUGGCCAAAACCACUGUGGUGGUUCUAGCAUUCAUGGCCACCAAGCCAGGGUCCAGGAUGAAUAAAUGGGUGGGGAAGAAACUAACUUGCUCCAUAGUUCUUUGCUGUUCCCUUAUUCAAGCCACUAUUUGUACAGUUUGGCUGGGUACUUCUCCCCCCUUCCCAGAUUUUGAUAUGAACUCAAUACAUGGAGAAAUCAUCGUGGAAUGUAACGAAGGAUCGGAUACACUGUUUUAUUGUGUCCGGGGCUAUAUGGGCUUCCUGGCCAUCGUCAGCUUAUCUGUGGCUUUCCUAGCCAGGAAGUUGCCAGACAUUUUCCAGGAAGCUAAGUCCAUCACCUUUAGCAUGUUAGUCUUUUGCAGUGUUUGGUUGUCUUUUAUUCCAACCUACCUGAGCACCAAAGGGAAAUUCACAGUGGCUGUUGAGGUCUUCUCCAUCUUGGCUUCCAGUGCCGGGUUACUGGGCUGUAUCUUUUUCCCUAAAUGCUACAUUAUUGUGUUAAGGCCUGAUCUGAACAAAAGAAACAAGUUAAUAAAGAGAAAAUGUUGA
Molecule: messenger RNA, 2052 nt
Organism: Hemicordylus capensis (graceful crag lizard)
Lineage: Eukaryota; Metazoa; Chordata; Lepidosauria; Squamata; Cordylidae
Product: vomeronasal type-2 receptor 26-like
Exons: 4
Coding region: 1-2052 (683 amino acids)
Biological process (GO): G protein-coupled receptor signaling pathway
Cellular component (GO): membrane
Molecular function (GO): G protein-coupled receptor activity
Source: RefSeq, a predicted model, not a curated record